UUUAAGUGCUGCUAUAUCUUUUAAACAGUGAAGAUUUUGGUUGUAUGCAAGAUAAUGUAGGUUGCAGAGGAAGUAAAAACCAUUAUAACAGCAUAAAGAAUCACAAGUUAACAAUUGGCAUCACCUACAUGCGAUCUUCUUCAGUAAAAUUGUUUUCUUUAAAUUUUUGUUGUUGUUCUUGUUUGAGUUAUGCUGACUUACUUGGUUUUAUUAUUCGUAAUACAUAUCCCAACAGUCAUUUAUGUUUUUGUGUUUUUUGUGAAGCAACAUAAAAAUUUUAAUCAAGAUUUUGAGGUGUUUAUUGUUCGAUCAUAAUUUAACUGGCCGGAAACUUACUGUGUCUAUCAUUCUCCUGGUUUCUCAUAUUUACCUUCAACAAGCAGCUUGUUUCAAAUGCUUGAUGGAAGCAGGGGAGGUGACUGGGAGUAGUUGUUAAUGCUUAAAAUUUAUGAUGGUCUAGUGCUGGUGGAUUUCACGUUGAUCACUGACAUUUUGCAAAGAUUCUUAAUGUUUUCGUUUUAUGUUGUUUUAUUGAGGGUUCUUCUUAUUUUGCCUAAUAAUUGUGGGCUUCCAGCAUAAGUUUUUAUUUUCUAGUAUAAAAUCUGGUGUCUGGCCGUUGUUUGACGAAUAUAUUCAUGCAUGUUGUUUUUCAGAGUUAUUCACAAACUAAAUGUUACAAGUUAUUCUUCAUUAUUGCUGCUGCUAAGUUGUCAAUAACUUGAAUUAGUUAAAUUCAUAUAUUCUAGAAGUUUUUUUAAAAAAGGCAGGCUAUUGGCCCUUUAUGAGGCCAUGAUCAUAUCAUCUUGAAAGAGAAAGAAAAAGAAAGAAAGUGGAAGCUCCUGCCUUUCUUUUUGGCAUUAUAUGUAAGGUCCUUGGCUGCAGAGUCUGACAGGGCAUAUCAAGGAGGUCCACUUGAACGGACAUUUUAUCAAGAGGCUUACUUAAAUCCUGAGGAAACAGGGGUGAAAAUGAGCAUGACUAGCUUUCAAUUACCUAACCAAUAUGCUACCAGGCUGGACUGGUUCGCUGUAGAUCUUGAAGGUGAACAUUCAGCAAUGGAUGGUCGGAUACUUGAAGAACACACGGAAUAUGUUGUAUAUGCCAUUCACAAGAUUUUGGAUCAAUACAAGGAAUCUCAUGAUGCCCGAGAAAGAGAAGGAGCUGCAACCUCUGGUAAUUUGCCAAAAAGUGUGAUAUUGGUUGGACAUUCUAUGGGUGGUUUUGUUGCUAGAGCUGCAAUUAUCCAUCCUCAUUUGAGGAAAUCAGCCGUUGAGACUAUUCUUACACUUUCAACCCCACACCAAUCACCUCCUGUGGCACUGCAGCCAUCAUUGGGUCAUUAUUUUGCACGUGUAAAUGAGGAAUGGAGAAAGAGAUAUGAGGUUCAAACCACUCGAACAGGACGUUUCAUGUCGGACCCCCUGUUCUCUCAUGUUGUUGUUGUCUCCAUCUCCGGUGGUUAUAAUGAUUAUCAGGUAAGAUCGAAGUUAGAAAGCCUAGAUGAUAUUGUGCCUUCCACACAUGGCUUUAUGAUAAGUAGUACCGGCAUGAAAAAUGUGUGGCUGUCCAUGGAACAUCAGGCUAUCUUAUGGUGUAAUCAAUUAGUUGUGCAAGUAUCACAUACUCUCCUUAGUCUGAUAGACUCCAGAACAGGUGAACCAUUUCCUGACACUCAAAAGAGACUAGCAGUAUUUUCACAAAUGCUUCGUAGUGGGAUACCACAGACUUUCAAUUGGAUGAGGCAAUCACUUCCAUCUUAUCAGGCAACUCAUGCUCCUAUCAAGCAUAUAAAAAAUGCUCUUGGUUCUCAAGUAUCUACUUUAUCUGGUUGUCCCAGCAAUGUUCACUGGAAUGAUGAUAGCCUUGAGAGGGAUCUUUACAUCCAGACUACCACUAUGACUGUUUUGGCCAUGGAUGGGAGGAGGCGGUGGUUGGACAUACAGAAAUUGGGUUCAAAUGGGAAAGGCCAUUUUAUCUUUGUGACAAAUCUUGCUCCUUGUUCUGGGGUUAGAAUUCAUCUGUGGCCUGAAAAGGGGCAAUCGCCUACAGAUCUGGCUGCCAGUAGAAAGGUUGUAGAGGUGACAUCAAAGUUGGUGCAAAUCCCUUCACGGCCAGCACCAAGACAGAUUGAACCUGGUAGUCAGACUGAGCAAGCACCUCCAUCUGCUGUACUUCGUUUGACCCCAGAGGAUAUGCAUGGUUUCAGAUUCUUGACUAUCUCAGUUGCUCCCCGUCCGACUAUUUCAGGCAGACCUCCACCAGCAACUUCCAUGGCAGUUGGUCAGUUCUUUAACCCAGACGAUGGGGAAAGAGAUAUAUCUGCUCAGUUAAUGCUUCUAUCUACCUAUUCUCAAAAGGAAAUAUUUUUGAAAGAAGAUCAUCCCCUUGCUUUCAACUUGUCAUUUUCUAUUAGCUUAGGCCUUUUGCCUGUUACUUUAUCUCUAAGAACUAUGGGCUGUGGAAUAAAAAGGUCAGGGCUUCCUGCUGAUGAGGCUGGAGACAUGGAAAGCAGUAGGCUUUGUAAACUGCGCUGUUUCCCACCUGUGGCACUUGCAUGGGAUCCUACAUCAGGCCUUCACAUAUUUCCUAAUUUAUACAGCGAAACUAUAAUUGUUGAUUCCUCACCAGCCCUUUGGAGUGCUACCAAGGGAUCUGAAAGGACCACUGUUCUGUUACUGGUUGAUCCUCAUUGUUCGUAUAAAAUGAGUGUUGCUGUUUCUGAAACUGCAGCUGCCAGCAGGUUUUUGCUGUUGUAUAGUUCACAGAUUGUUGGCUUCUCCAUUGCUGUUAUCUUUUUUGCUCUAAUGCGGCAAGCACAUGCGUGGGAUGCUGAUUUGCCUGUACCUUCGGUGCUGUCAGCUGUGGAAUCCAAUUUGAGAUUGCCAUUGCCGUUCUUGCUUCUAGGCAUUAUACCCAUUUUGAUUUCCUUGUUCAUUUCCUUUCUAUUGUCUCAACCGCUCCCUCCAUUUGCUAGCUUCAUCAUUGUUUCAGUGAUUUGCUACUUGUUUGCAAAUGGAUCCAUGAUUCUUCUGAUAUUUGUUUCCCAAUUGGUCUUCUAUGCGGCUGCCAUUAUACAUGUUUUCAUCAAGACAAGGUGGCAAGGACAGGAAGGGAACUUUCGCUUAGGAUUUCUUCAUUGGUUUCUUAAUCUUUCUUCCAGUUUUUUCCAAUUAAAGCAGGUUGUAAGGGUUCUAAGAGUCAAUCCAUCACUUGUAACAGCUCUGACUGCUAUCACCUUGGGUUGCUUCGUCCAUCCAGCAUUGGGUUUAUUCAUUCUUCUCUUGUCUCAUGCUUUGUGCUGUCAUAAUGCACUGUGCGGUUUUUUGACGGCUUCCUUUCGCAGCCAUGCACGGAGAAAGGAACUCUUUGAUUGCAAAGAUGAAGAAAAUAAAAGAUCUCAAGAGUUUGCAUCGAGCAAUGGAGUGUGCAACCAUAAUUCCCCAUUGGAAGAAAAUAGCUCCAAUAGUCCAAACUCUUCAAAGAGUUUUGGUGACACACAGUUGGAGAUCUUUCAUCACCGACAUGGCUUGUUGAUCCUGCAUCUUCUUGCGGCACUGAUGUUUGUCCCUUCCCUUGUGGCUUGGCUGCAGAGAAUAGGAUUGGGACAUAGCUUCCCAUGGUUCCUGGAUUCAGCUCUUUGCAUCGGUGUCAUUCUUCAUGGUAUCUUAAACACGAAACCAGAGUGCAAUUCUCAGUUUUCCUUGUCAGUAAUACAGGGGAGGGAAUUGAGAUUGGAUUUUGUCUACCUUCUUGCUGGCUAUUAUUCCUAUCUUUAUGGAUUGGGUUUGGAGCCAUAUAGAGUUUUUUAUGCCAUGGCUGCUGUAGGCUUCAUAUCCUUAGCUUUAAGGAUAUUAUGGAGCAAAGAGAAGGGAGAGCAACGAUUUGGGAGAAGAAAGCAUUCUCAUAAACAUUGAGUUAGUUUCUUCUCAGGGUGAUACAUUUAUACGCUGUGAUGGUAUUUUGACAGUUAUUGGAGAUAUGAAAUCCUCUUUACUUGCAGGCAAGCAAAUAUGACCUUUGAAUUUUUUAGUACAGUUAAAAGAAAAUGGGAGAAAAAAAGAGGGAGAUUUGUUGUUGUUGUUGUGAUGUUAAUUAGCUAGGCAAUUCUUUUGCAGCAAUGCAUUUUUGUAUAUGAGCAUUUUGUUUCUCAGAUUGGAGGGAACUUGAUCUGCAAUUCAAAUGAGAAAUUGGUUUUGUAACAUUGUGCUCGGAGAAAACAAUGUUAUUUAGUUGCAGAUUGCAGA
Messenger RNA from Ricinus communis (castor bean), 4244 nucleotides. RefSeq lists its product as uncharacterized. The record is from RefSeq and is a predicted model, not a curated record. Gene Ontology annotation, molecular function: hydrolase activity, acting on ester bonds. Bases 969 to 3914 code for a protein of 981 amino acids. The transcript has 18 exons. Lineage: Eukaryota; Viridiplantae; Streptophyta; Magnoliopsida; Malpighiales; Euphorbiaceae.